UCUCAAACACUAUGAACUAAAACCAAAUUAUGGUUCCUGAUCAAACAUCCACACCAAACCCCACAAAAUUGUCGAGCGAAAUAAGACGUUUUGUUUCUCGGGGUGCGUAUAGAGAAUCCUUUUCUAUUUAUAUCUCAGCCCGUCGUUCUGGGAUUUCUCUCCUUUGCGGAAUCCCAUUGCUUCUCAAAGCUUGUGCUUCCCUCGCUACCCUUCUCGAUGGGAUGGCUCUGCACGCAGAAUGCUUGAAGAUGGGUGUAUUGUUUGAUGUAAUGGUGGGUACCUCUUUGAUUCAUAUGUACGGUAAAUGUGAUGAUAUUAUUGCUGCUCGUAAAGUUUUUGAUUACAUGCCUAAGAGAAAUGUGGUUACUUGGAAUGCAUUGUUAGGUGGGUAUAUGAGGAAUCACGAUACUAAUUCUGCAUCUGUUUUGUUUGAUCAAAUGUCUGUUAAGAGUGUGAUUACAUGGAAUGAAAUGAUCGAUGGAUAUGCUAGAAAUGGAGAUAUUCUAACUGCGAGGAAAAUGUUUGAUCAGGUACCAUCAGAGAUGAGGAGUGUGGUGACUUGGACUGUACUGGUUGAAGCUUAUGUUAGAAAUGGGGAAAUGGAGUCUGCACGGGAAGUGUUUGAUAAAAUGCCAGUGAGAAAUUGUUUUGUUUGGUCAUCCAUGGUUUCUGGGUAUUUCAAGAAGGGUGAUAUUCAAGCUGCUAAAGCGAUUUUCAUGAGGAUUCCUGAUAGGAAUUUAGUGAAUUGGAACUCCUAUAUUUCUGGGCUUUCUCAAAAUGGACAUUCUCAGGAAGUUUUCGAUUCUUUUGAAGAAAUGUUAGCUCAGGGAUUUAAGCCAGAUGAAAUCACAUUGGUGAGUGUAUUAUCAGCUUGUGCCCAAUCUGGACAAUUGGGUUUUGGAAAAAGAAUACAUAACAUGAUAAUACAUAUGGGAAUUAAAUUGAAUCGUUAUGUCCAGAACGGUUUAAUUGACAUGUAUGCGAAAUGUGGCGAUUUAAAAACUGCUAGUUUGAUUUUCGAGAAUAUAUUAUCAUACAAGAACGUAACAGCUUGGAAUGCUAUGAUCACAGGUUUCGCUGUAAAUGGCUAUUGCAAGGAAGCUUUAGAGUAUUUUAGAAGAAUGGAGGCUUCAACCGAAGAGUUGGAUGGUAUCACAUUCCUUUCUGUCUUCUCGGCUUGUGCGCAUGGUGGAUUCGUGGAGGAAGGUUUGGAAAUAUUUUGGAACAUGGAGAAACAUCGUGUAACAGCGGAUGUUAGACACUAUGGUUGUAUUAUUGACCUUCUUGGAAGGGCAGGGAGAUUGGAAGAGGCUUAUGAAUUGAUAAUAAGGAUGCCCAUGAAUCCAAAUGACACAGUUUGGGGUGCCCUUCUAGGAGCUUGUAGGAUCCACUCAAACAUAGUUAUGGCAGAUAAGGUUAUGGAUGAGAUAGGAAAACUUGAUUCAUACUUAAACUCAAAAUCUUGUAAAGAUCCACAUUAUUUGUCGCUUUCAAAUAUAUACGCGGCUGCUGAUGAUUGGGAGAAAGCUGAAGGGAUGCGGAAUAUUAUGUCCAUUAAGGGACUUCAAAAAGUUCCAGGAUAUAGUGUUCAUUUAUGAUUUGAUUAUACUAAAAGAAACUCAAAUCCUGUAUUUCAUACACACCCUUACAACCACAACAAUUAUCGAGUUCAAUUUCGCAUUGUCUCCAGAUUUUUCAGAACUCUUGGCACGCCAAAUGUGACACCAUAUGGCCCAGUUAAAGGAAAUUAAUAAACUGUUACUAACAACAGUCAUUGUCCAACUGAUUCAAAAAGAAUGGGACAUUACUUAUUUUAAGUUAAUAUGAGUAAAUGCUCUGCAAAUUCAUAUGCCUAUUCAGCUGAGAAAUUCGUCUACCUGUUGUCUUUAUCCACAAGGAAUGAUAUUGUUUUCUAUAAAUAUAAAGAGAUGGUUUUUUCAAGAUUGGCAAUAGUACCUGUAAAACCACUACCUGGGGUGACUGAAAAUUGUUGGCUUUGAUAAUGUAAUGAGAUAGUUCUUUCUUCACUAGCAUCUUCCAUUUUUUUUCUUUUGUAACUCCAUUAGGUGCAAAAUGGGAAGAUGGGAAGAUGGGCCAGAGCAAGACUCUUCUGAGUCUUCACUUUCAAUUGGGUCAUGUCGAAGACGAAAGAUUCAUAUCAGAAAAAGGCUUGCUGGAAAGAGUAAAUCGUUAGGUAUGUAUCUCUCCAUUCUCCACCCCUCAAAAUAGCAUC
This is a messenger RNA of Impatiens glandulifera, 2233 nucleotides long. RefSeq names its product pentatricopeptide repeat-containing protein At3g21470-like. Bases 30 to 1598 code for a protein of 522 amino acids. Lineage: Eukaryota; Viridiplantae; Streptophyta; Magnoliopsida; Ericales; Balsaminaceae. Gene Ontology annotation, biological process: RNA modification. The transcript has 2 exons. The record is from RefSeq and is a predicted model, not a curated record. Gene Ontology annotation, molecular function: protein binding; RNA binding.